AUGGCUAGUCCUACAGUUCUCACCUUUGACUCUGAGGGCCGUUCGAUUAAGAUUGACGUUUGGCUCGAUGACCUGCACCUGUUCCUCCAGAUCACUGCCAAGGACGAUGUUUCCCUUUUUGACCACACGUCCAGCGCCGCUCCCACACCUGCUGCUACUGCUGACAGCACUACUCGAUCACAGUGGCAGACGCGUGACGCUCAUGCUCGCCUAGCCGUUCGCAGCCACCUACCGCUAGAUGAGCGCGAACACUUUGGCCAGCAUAAGACCGCUAAGCAGCUGUACGACGAUGUAGUUGCACGCUACUCCUCCCCUGCUACUGCUGCGAUAGGCCGUCUCUCACUGCCCUAUCUCUUCCCCGAUCUGUCUGCCUUUGCCACUGUAGCUGACCUCAUGACGCACCUCCGUACCGGUGAUCUUCGCUACCGUGCCGCACUUCCACCCGAUUUCCUAGCCAAGAACCCUCCCCCGAUGUACCUCACACUCUAUCACCUUGUCACCCGCCUCCCUGACUCCCUUCGCACUGUCAGGGACCACUUUCUCGCCCUCUCCCCUACCGACCUCACUGUCGACCUGCUCGAGAAGGAACUCCUAGCAGCUGAGAAGAGAAUUGUAGCUGUAGGUGCCUCUCGUGGCGACCCUCGUGCCCCCUUCUUUGAGGGGUGCUCCCCCGUCCCUCUCCUCCCCUCCAUAGCAUCUGCUGCUGCUGUCGACUACCUCGGUGCUGAGGGAGUUGGGGCUGCGUCUGCUCCUAGUGGGAGGCGCAAGGGCGGUAGGGGCAAGGGGGGCAGGGGUGGCGGAGGUGGCGGCGGGGGCAGCGGUCGUGGAGGGGGCGGGGGUGGUGGCGGUGGUGGGAGUGGUGCUAGUGGUGGGGGGGUCAGUAGCGGAGCCGGGGGUGGUGGAGGCGGCGGUGGUGGGGGUGGCGGGGGUGGUGGUGGCAGUGGUGGCGGCAGUGGAGCUGGUGGUGGACACAGUAGAGCGUGUUGA
Closterium sp. NIES-65 is the source of this 987-nucleotide messenger RNA. The record is from the annotation of a GenBank genome assembly. Lineage: Eukaryota; Viridiplantae; Streptophyta; Zygnematophyceae; Desmidiales; Closteriaceae.